This is a messenger RNA of Trichophyton benhamiae CBS 112371, 810 nucleotides long. RefSeq lists its product as uncharacterized. The record is from RefSeq and is a predicted model, not a curated record. NCBI's taxonomy places the organism in Eukaryota, Fungi, Ascomycota, Eurotiomycetes, Onygenales, Arthrodermataceae. Gene Ontology annotation, molecular function: nitronate monooxygenase activity. The transcript is spliced from 2 exons. The coding region runs from base 1 to 810 and encodes 269 amino acids.
AUGACCAAGAAUCCGUUUGGUGUCAACCUCACUUUCCUGCCCGCGCUUACACCGCCCGACUAUCCCGCCUACGCCAAAGUCAUCAUUGAAGAAGGAGUCCGCAUCGUUGAAACUGCAGGAAACAACCCUGGUCCUAUCAUCACGCAACUGAAGAAGGCCGGCUGUACCGUUCUCCAUAAAUGUACUACCAUUAGACAUGCCAAGUCGGCUGUCAAGCUAGGCGUGGAUUUCCUCUCCAUUGACGGCUUUGAGUGCGCCGGACACGUUGGGGAGACUGAUAUUACAAACUUCAUCCUUUUGAGCCGUGCCAGACAGGAUCUGGGUGUUCCGUUCAUUGCAUCGGGUGGAUUUGCGGACGGCAACGGUUUAGCUGCUGCACUAGCGCUGGGUGCUUGCGGAAUUAACAUGGGUACACGAUUCAUGUGUACUGUUGAAGCACCUAUCCAUAAUAAUAUUAAGGAAGCCAUUGUGAAGGCAGACGAGACGGAUACUCAGCUGCUUCUUCGUCGGUGGAGGAACACAUCCCGUCUGUUCAACAACAAGGUGGCAGCGGAGGCAUAUAAGAUCGAGAAGGAGAGCCAGACGGGUGAGUUCUCCGAGCUUGCGCAUCUUGUUAGUGGAAAGCGUGGGCGUCAAGUCUUUAUCAAUGGUGACGUAGAUUAUGGAGUCUGGACUGCAGGACAAGUCAUCGGCCUUAUCCGUGACAUUCCAACCUGUGCCGAGCUUCUCACUCGUAUCGAGAAGGAGGCUGCUGAGGUCAUGGCAGCAACCAACAAGCUAUAUACACCAGCCACGCAGAGCAAGCUGUAG